Molecule: messenger RNA, 4181 nt
Organism: Paralichthys olivaceus (Japanese flounder)
Lineage: Eukaryota; Metazoa; Chordata; Actinopteri; Pleuronectiformes; Paralichthyidae
Gene: mlh3
Product: mutL homolog 3 (E. coli)
Biological process (GO): mismatch repair
Cellular component (GO): mismatch repair complex
Molecular function (GO): mismatched DNA binding; ATP hydrolysis activity; ATP binding
Source: RefSeq, a predicted model, not a curated record
GAUGCAGUGCGUCCUCCUGAACAGCAGAUGGCGCGGUUAGCCUUGGACGUUAGCUGCGCUACUCUCUUAGUGUUCCACGUUGACUGUAAACAACAGUAGAGGUUGUUGUCACUCAGGUUGUAGCUUUAGCUUAGCGUUUUUAGUUUUAUGUAAGUUUUUAUAAAUAUGUCACGGUUUUAAAAGCGUUGGCGCUAAAGGAGGCAGCUAACGUUAAGCUAAUGGCGGAAGUUACUGGACGUUAGGGGCUAACUGACAGUUAACGAGUCGUCUCCUUGUAUCGUGUCGGUUUAGGUCGGUGGAUAAACACAGCGAGAUGACUGGACGUUACGGACGCUAUGAUUAAGUGUUUGCCCGGAGAGGUUCAGGAGACGCUCCGCUCCGGUGUCUCCAUCCCCUCCCUCCAGCAGUGCGUGGAGGAGCUCGUCCUGAACAGCAUCGAUGCAGGGGCCACCUGUGUGGGGGUCCGGGUGGACAUGGAGUCCCUCAAAGUGCAGGUCAUCGACAACGGGGACGGCAUGAGCGCCGAGGACAUGGAGCGUGUGGGAAACAGAUACCACACGAGCAAAUGCAGCUCCCUGGAAGACCUGGAUGAUCUCCGGUGCUACGGUUUCAGAGGAGAAGCCCUGGCGAGUAUUUUUGCUUUAUCCACACUUGUUGAGAUCACGUCCCGCACCAGGUCGUCAGUGAAAACACACGUGAAGGUUUUCAAGAGCGGCAAAGGCCUCCGUGUGUUUGAGGCAGAGGCUGCUCGACCCUCUGCGGGCACCACCGUCGUCAUCAGUAACUUCUUCCACAGCAUGCCGGUCCGGAGGAAGAGGGUGGACGCUGUCCUGGAGGGAGAGAGGAUCAGACACAGAGUGGAGGCCAUUUCUCUGAUGCAUCCCUCUGUGUCCGUCACCCUGAGGAAUGACUGCACCGGAGCCAUGGUGGUGCAGCUCAGCAAAGCCAGGAACACUCACCACAGGUUUGCUCAGAUACACGGCACUGAGCGAGCACAGAAACUGGGAGAAAUCCGCCACACGCACGGGCAGUUUGAAGUGACUGGCUACAUCGGCAAAGAGGGCCACUACAACAACAGCUUACAGUUCCUGUACGUGAAUGGCAGACUGCUGUUGAAAACACGCAUACACAAGUUGUUGAACUUUCUCCUGCGCAGACUGAGCAGCACUAAUCAGAGAAACGACAGUCCCGAUGGGCAGUCUGCCAUCAGGAGUCCAAAGCAUAAACGGAGCCAAGAGCUGAAUGGAGUAUACAUCAUCAACAUCAAGUGCCCUUACUCGGAGUACGACAUCUGUCUUGAGCCUGCUAAGACGUUGAUCGAGGUGAAAGAUUGGGAUGGCAUUUUGUUCUGCAUAGAAGAGGCAGUGAAGGGUUUUCUGAGCAGAGAGAACUUGAUAGCUGUGCUUUUUCAGGUUGAUUUGGACGCUAUAUCUCCUGCACAGAUUAGUAUGGACAAUACAUCCAGAGAGGGUCACAGUGCUUCCACACUAGAUCACAGUAUUGGAAUGAAGCUGGCCUCUGAAUCUGUGUAUCGUCCACGCAAAGAUUUCUGUGUUUCGGAGGACGGUGUUUGCCGGGAGUCUGGUCUGCUUGAGUGCAGCGAAUACAAGGCUGAUAAGAGACCUGCAAAUGAUUUGGAAAAGACACAACAUGAAGAAUGUGUACACAAAGACUGUAGAGAUGAGCCGCAGUGUGAUUUGACUCAACCGGAACUUGCAUCUGAUAAAGACAUCACUGAGGAAGAGGAGAAACCAUCCAGUAACGCUCAGAUUUUAUGUGUUUCAGCUUCCCCAGAGAGUGAAAAAACACAAUUUACAAAAAGAAGAAGAAAAGAUCUAGGAUUAAGCAUCACUCAACAUAUUCAGCCUGAUCUAAACAGCACUGAGCAGUUACUACUGUCCUGUCAGGGUGCAGGAGGACACAGACCUUUAAUUAGUAACAGAAAGAUCAGCGUGUCUGAUCCAUUCAUUCAUCCAAAUCUGCAGGAUCAGCACCCAUCCCAAAUCAACAAGUCAGUAUUUCAGCAGCAGAAUCCAGCACAGAGAGCAGCGGAGACAUCAUUUACAUCCAAGUGCAAAAUUUCACUGGUUACAGGCCCUGACAGAUGUUCUCGAAGACGAUGCAACGACUUUGCUCCCGUCGUUCCCUCAAAGAUCCCCAGAAUUGGAUCUUGUCAAAGGUUGUCUUUAUGGAAUGAGUCUGGAUCUCUUGAUAAGUUUAGAAGAAUAUUUGGUAAAUCUAAAGAAUCAAAAUUAUCCUCUCUGGAGACUCGUAUUGAAAACAAUUCUCAGCUCCCUCAGACAAACCGCCCAAUUUUGAACCAGCAGAAUUUGUUGGUUUUUCAGAAAAAUCAGGUAGAUGGUGGUGAUACAGAGACAAGAGAAAAUGAGACACAGAGCAGUCUCCAAAGUCCCCCAACCCUCUCAGGUUUCACUCAGCUAAAACCACACUCAGCUCAGAAUAAAGGCAAAAAAUCUUUGGCGGCUAAACUCUGCCAUUUGAAACAACACGAGCCAGUGGACUCUAAAGUGUCAGUGGACAUCUCUGGGACUAACUCACAGGUAGUCACAGGUGGUAAUGACAUCCAAGACAGCAAUAACAACGAGAAUCCCUGUGACCCUUCACUGGACCCUGAACCAGCCUCGGGUUGUAAGACAAUCGCUCAGCAGGUUGAGAAGGAAGAGGAUACAACAUCAGGUGACUGGCUCCAUCACUACGAUGCAUCAGUGGGAAAGACAGUUUACGUCAACAGAGUGACUGGUCUUAGCAAAUACGAGGACCCAGAAGAAGAAACUCAAGUGCGUUGUACAUCUGAUGUCACCAAUAUGGCCGUUAGCGUCAUCUCUGAGACAGGGAUGGAGUACAGGUGUUACCCAUUUCAGGUGGAUCUCGUUUUGCCCUUCCUGUCUAAAUCCAGGACUGAGAGAGUGAUUAGUUCAGGGCUUGAUGGCAGAGGUACCUCACAGACAGAUCAGACUGUAGACUGUGACGGUGGUGAGAAUUCACUUUCCUCAUUGUACUCAAAGUGGAGUAAUCCCGUGUUCGUCCAACCUCCCAUGGUGGGCGUGGACAUAUCAAGUGGACAAGCGGAUGGACUCUCUGUGAAGAUUCACAACAUCCUGUUUCCAUACCGCUUUUCCAAGGCCAUGAUUCAAUCAAUGAAGGUUAUUCAUCAAGUGGAUAAGAAGUUCCUUGCGUGUCUUAUCAAUACACAAAAUGAAGAACCGGCAGCACGACCUGAAACUAAAGAAAAUCUUCUGGUGCUGGUGGAUCAACAUGCUGCACAUGAGAGAAUACGACUUGAAAAUCUUGUUGCAGAUUCCUAUGAGGAUGACCCAAACGCACCAGGGGAGAGACGUCUGCGUUCGUCAAACAUUUUGCCACCUCUUGAGAUACAUGUGACGGAAGGGGAGCUAAGGCUGCUUAGGUCCUGUCAGCCACAUUUCCAGAAUCUGGGCUUGGAAGUGACAUUCUCAGAGGCAGCAGAUACACAAGUGUUUGUGGGGAAGGUACCACUGUGCUUUGUGGAAAGGGAGAGUAAUGAGCUUAAGCGAGGGAGACCAUCUGUAAUUAAGCCUAUAAUUGAGGAGUAUCUUCGAGAGCAGAUUGAGUUGCUCCGCUCAGCUGGUAGAGUGAGAGGAACGUUGCCUCUCACUGUGUUGAAAGUGCUUGCCUCCAUAGCAUGUCAUGGUGCCAUCAAAUUCAACCACAGCCUGAGCAGCAUUGAAUGCAACUGCUUGGUAUCAUCCUUAUCUACCUGCAAGCUGCCCUUCCAGUGCGCCCAUGGCCGCCCCUCCAUGAUUCCACUUGUUGACAUCCUCCAUUUGGACAAAGACCAGAAGGAAUUAAAGAAACCAAAUCUCCAGAAGCUGAGAAGAAUGCAUAAAGCAUGGGAACUAUAUGGCAAUAGAUAAAAGGGUGUUUAUUGUAUUGUGUAUGUGUGUAUUUUAUAUUAAAUAUUUUAUUUAUUGUCAGUGAAAUUAAAUGUAAAAAAAAAUUCUAAAUAUGAACUUAUUAAAUGGCUAAAAGAGUCAGAUUCCCCUGAAUGCCCUGCUGUUGAAUCCUUUUGUUUUGUAAAGCAACUGUAAAUUAGGGAAAGUUUAGUAUUUAAAUGGAUAUAAAUACGACAUUGUCAUGAUAUGUAAGAAAACAAGAGGAAAUACUAAAAUAAACACUGAUGG